GGCUGACACCCUCAAAAAAAAAAAAAUCAGGGAGCAACAGAGAAAAAGAUUAAAAAAAAAAGAAAGAAAAUUUCCAGAGUCAGAGACCAACACUCAGGCUGGGUCCACGGCCUGGGGUGUGCCCUGCAGCUGGGGGGCGGGGUUGGAUGUUCCUGGAGUCAAGGAGCCAGCAGUCUCCGGACAGGAUGUGAGAGAGGAACUGGGGUCUCCAGUCACGGGAGCCAGCCGGGGCAGCAGGAGGGAAGGAAUCGUGGCUGCAGUGAGUACAGCUGGGUCCCAGACCGACGGAGCAGAGAGCCGGGCGCCGGACUCCCGAGGCUCGGGGAGGAGGGCGCGAGGGUCUCCCGCUCAGGAUGCGGGUCCCCCGGCCUCAGCCCUGGGGGCUCGCUCUCCUGCUUCUCCUCUUGCCUGGAACGCUGCGCGCAGCGGAGAGCCAUCGCUCCCUUCUGUACCACUUAACCGCCGUGUCCAACCCGGCCUCGGGGACGCCUGCCUUCUGGGUAUCAGGCUGGCUGGGCCCACAGCAGUACCUGAGCUACAAUAACCUGCGGGCCCAGGCUGAGCCGUAUGGGGCUUGGGUCUGGGAAAGCCAGGUGUCCUGGUACUGGGAGAAAGAGACGACCGACCUGAGGGACAAGGAGAAACUCUUCCUCGAAGCUCUCAAAGUCUUCGGGGACAGAGAUUCCUACACCCUGCAGGGCCUGCUGGGCUGCGAGUUGGGCCCUGACAACGUCUCAGUGCCCAUGGCCAAGUAUGCCCUGAACGGUGAGGAGUUCAUGGAGUUCGACCCCAAGCUGGGUAUCUGGGAUGGGGACUGGCCUGAGGCCCGGACCAUCGGUAUCAAGUGGAUGAAGCACCCUGAGGCGGUCAACAAGGAGAAGACCUUCCUGCUCUACUCCUGCCCUCACCGGCUGCUGGGGCAUCUGGAGAGGGGCCGUGGCAAUCUGGAGUGGAAGGAGCCACCCUCCAUGCGCCUGAAGGCCCGACCAGGCAACCCGGGCUUUUCCGUGCUCACCUGCAGCGCCUUCUCCUUCUACCCACCGGAGCUGCAACUGCGAUUCCUACGGAAUGGGCUGGCAGCUGGCUCUGGUGAGGGCGACGUUGUCCCCAACGGCGACGGCUCCUUCUACGCCUGGUCAUCACUAACAGUCAAAAGCGGUGAUGAGCACCAGUACCGCUGCUGGGUGCAGCACGUGGGGCUGGCCCAGCCCCUCACUGUGGAGCUGGAAUCACCAGCCAAGUCCUCGGUACCAGUGAUUGGAAUCUUCAUCGGCUUCCUACUGCUCAUGACAGUGGCUGCAGGAGGAGCUCUGCUGUGGAGGAGGAGAAAGGGACUGCCAGCCCCUUGGAUCGCUUUCCGUGGGGACGAUAUAGGGGCCCUCCUGCCCACUCCUGGCCUGUCCAAAGAUGCUGAAUCUUAGGAUAUAAAUGCGUUCCCAGCAACUGCCUGAUCGUCCCCCAUCCUGGCUGCUACCAGCUAAUGUAGUCAGGUCCUUUUCAUGCUGUGAGACCUCCAGGAAUCCUGGUAUUUCUGAGCCUCCAGAAGGACUCGAUGUGCUCCCUCUGGAUUUCUCCUGUGGUCUGCCUCAGUUUCCCCUCCUGAUAUGUAUGGCUUUUUUCCACCUCCACGUAUAACAUGGGUUUGGGCCCGAAUCAUUGUGUUCUCAUAGUUUACUUUUUUUAGGGAAAUGUAGGGGGAAUAAAUGGUGCAUGCCUUGGGCUUCAAAUCUCUCCUCAGGCUAACUUGUUGCCAUGGUGGAAUCUGCCAAUUUUAUAUACCAAGUCAUGUAUUUUUAAUUAAUAAAUUUCACAAAUAUUCACUGAA
Messenger RNA from Vicugna pacos (alpaca), 1825 nucleotides. The record is from RefSeq and is a predicted model, not a curated record. Lineage: Eukaryota; Metazoa; Chordata; Mammalia; Artiodactyla; Camelidae.